AUGCAAGAUCCAAAUGCUGAUACACAAUGGAAUGAUCAAUUACGUCGUUUUAAUAUAAUUGACCCAAAAGAAGAAAUAAAAACUGAAGAAGAACGAUUAGAAAUAAGUCGAGCUGAACAAUUAGAUAAGAAAACAUUAGAUGAAUUAGAUGAACUUGAAGAUGAAGAUGAUGAACGUGUUUUACAAGAAUAUAGACGAAAACGAUUAUUAGAAUUACAAGAAAAGGCAUCUCGUUCUCGAUUUGGAGAAGUUAUUGAAAUUUCAGCAGUUGAUUAUGUUAAAGAAGUUAAUGAAGCUGGUACUGAUAUAUGGGUUGUACUUUAUCUUUAUAAAUCAGGAGUUCCAAUAUGUUCAUUAAUUAGUGAUCAUCUUCGUUCACUUGCUUUAAAAUAUCCUCAAACAAAAUUUGUUAAAAGUAUAUCAACUGUUUGUAUACCAAAUUAUCCAGAUAAAAAUUUACCAACAAUAUUUAUUUAUAAUAAUGGUGAACUUAAACAUUCACUUAUUGGUCCAUUUGCAUUUGGUGGUAUGAAUUGUCGUUUUGAACAUUUAGAAUAUAAAUUAUAUGAAUUUGGUGCAAUUGAAACAAACGAAAAAUUAGAAAAACCAACUGAUCUGAAAACUUAUGGAGUGAAUGAUGCAGCUGAUGAAUUUCUUCGAUCAUCAAUUCGUCAAAGUAUGAAAAAUGGAAGUGAUGAUGAUGAUGAUUGA
Messenger RNA from Rotaria sordida, 711 nucleotides. The record is from the annotation of a GenBank genome assembly. NCBI's taxonomy places the organism in Eukaryota, Metazoa, Rotifera, Eurotatoria, Philodinida, Philodinidae.